Physeter macrocephalus (sperm whale) is the source of this 815-nucleotide messenger RNA. It is a transcript of the gene INO80C, whose product is annotated as INO80 complex subunit C. Lineage: Eukaryota; Metazoa; Chordata; Mammalia; Artiodactyla; Physeteridae. Gene Ontology annotation, biological process: chromatin remodeling. The transcript is spliced from 5 exons. The coding region runs from base 3 to 581 and encodes 192 amino acids. The record is from RefSeq and is a predicted model, not a curated record. Gene Ontology annotation, cellular component: Ino80 complex.
GAAUGGCGGCUCAAAUUCCAAUUGUGGCCACCACUUCCACCCCGGGGAUAGCCCGGAACAGCAAGAAGAGGCCGGCCAGUCCUUUCCACAACGGCAGCAGCGCCGGGGGUUAUACCGCCAGUAAGAAGAAAAAGGUGACCGCCUCUGGCUUUGCGCAGGGUAUCAGCGUGGAAGGCGUGAGUGAGAAUAAAAUGGUGCCCUCUGAUUUUAGCACAGGACCUCUUGAAAAAGCUGCCAAACCUUUGCCAUUUAAGGAUCCCAACUUUGUGCACUCUGGCCAUGGUGGUGCAGCGGCUGGCAAGAAGAAUAGAACCUGGAAGAACCUGAAACAGAUUCUGGCUUCUGAAAGGGCACUGCCAUGGCAACUGAACGAUCCUAACUACUUCAGUAUUGAUGCUCCUCCAUCCUUUAAACCAGCUAAGAAGUAUUCUGAUGUUUCAGGUCUUCUUGCCAGCUACACUGACCCCCAGAGCAAGCUGCGCUUCAGCACCAUCGAAGAGUUUUCCUACAUUCGGCGGCUGCCGUCCGACGUGGUCACAGGCUAUCUGGCCCUGAGGAAGGCCACGAGCAUCGUUCCCUGAGCCCGGAGAAACGGAGCAUGAAGUGGAAAACUGUUUCAAAGGCAGGCUUUGGACUCAAGAUUUUGUUUUAUGGAAACAAACUCAUUCUGUCAAUCUGGAAAUGUCAGUGUUGGGCCUUGGAAAGAAUGUUUGGCUUUAAUUUAAGGAGGUUUUUUUGUUUGCCCUCCAAGUGUGAUAUUUCCUGUUGAAUUAAAUUAUACUUCAGUUGUUGCCCCAAGUAAAGUUGUUUGACAA